Molecule: messenger RNA, 928 nt
Organism: Exaiptasia diaphana
Lineage: Eukaryota; Metazoa; Cnidaria; Anthozoa; Actiniaria; Aiptasiidae
Product: MRG/MORF4L-binding protein
Exons: 4
Coding region: 1-495 (164 amino acids)
Biological process (GO): regulation of transcription by RNA polymerase II
Cellular component (GO): NuA4 histone acetyltransferase complex; nucleus
Source: RefSeq, a predicted model, not a curated record
AUGGCGUCUACAGAAGAGUCUUUGGUUUGGACCCCAGAGCUUGAAGUCAGUUUAUUUCACUCUAUGAAGGGGCACAAGCCUGUUGGUAUAAAUCGGCAUUUCCAUAUGGCCUGUAUUCACGACAAAUUCUCAACAUCAACGGGAAAGAAAAAUAUCUCCUCUAAACAAAUAUGGGACCAUCUACAUGAACUGUACAACAUGCAGGCUCUGGAUGAACUUGAAAGUCUUCCCUUCCCAAAUGAAGAAGCAGAAUUCAGUCUCCCAGAUGAAAUCUUUGAAACAAGCAGAAAAGUAACUAAUACAUCAGAAUCCCCUGGGGCAUCAGAUGCAGCUCUGCUGAAAAUGAAACUUCAAGGAUUAGCUAACAACCCGUCCAAUGUUUCAACACCUGACUCUUCACCAAAGCGCAAGAGAACUCGUCAGGUGAACAGUGCUAGUUCUUCUCAGCCAUCAUCGCCUCAUCCUGCGCCUUCCUCUGCCAAGCGACGAAGAUAGGGUAUAGUCAUAUAUAUAUAUAUUAACAUAAAUUAUUAAGUAUCUUGGAGAGUUUUAGUGGAUUUUGAAACACCAUAUUUACCUAUUCGUAUSAAAUCAUUUAGAAAUUAAAAAAAUYAUAAUGAUAUAGUCAUUAUUAUUUAAAAUGUAACACAAGUCAGCAUCAGUUAUGCUGCCACAAAUGUCUCAAAAAGAAAAGCUACAURAUUCCACAUCUACCUGAUUCUCCUUGCUAGCAGACAAUUUUGAGUUCCUCUGAUAGAGACUAUUAAAUACGUGUUACUCCAGAUAAAUUUUAUGUUGAUAAAAUGACUGGGUGAAAUGUUUGAGACAUACAAGGUAAAGGUGGUACAUAUUAGAUGUAUGUUCACUUGAUGAACAGCCUAUGUCAGCUUGAAUAUAACAAAUUACUAACUAAUUGAUUGCAAAAAAU